UUUCACUAAUAACUCUUUGCUUUCUACAACCUGUUUUGUUAAUUCAACUUUUUUUGCUUUCCACUUCUCUAUUCAAAGCUCGCUUGAUAACAACGGAAGAGGAGGUUUAACAAUCAAUCUUGAUUUUUUUUUUGGAUUUUAAGUUGGGACCAGCUCUCCUCAAAAAGUUAAAUAAGAAAGAAGGAGGUGGAGGAACUGCAAUUCAAACCAGGCCACAAUAAACAAAAGUGAAUUGUUCAUUCCACUUCAUCGAGGUUACCAGUUCCAGUUGAUCAACUGGUUUUCCUUGAAGAAGAAAGUGAAAGUACGAAAGCCAUUUCUCCUGAGUUAUCGUUCAACAUAAAGUCUACAAAACUCUAUUUUUCACCAAAAAACAUCAGCAAAUUUUUGAUACAGAUACUGACUACGAUGGCUACUUAUUUAUCAAUUUUGAUUAUCAUCUGUUCAUAUUUUUCAUCAAAUUUCUUGGUCCAAUCAGCUAACAUAACUGAUCAAUUUACUGACUCUAAACAUGGUAUCCAAAUGGGUAAAGUAAUUCAAGGAUGUGACGAUGCUAAAACCAACUUGGAACUUGACUGGAAUAAUUCGCCAACAGAUUACCUUUGCUUUCACCCAAAAAAUCCAUAUCCAGUGAAAAGAAUAAAAAGCAUUCAAGAAUGUGUUCAACUUCCGUCUGAUUAUUAUCCUCAACAUUUUUGUAUGGACACUAAGCUUUCAUAUAACGUGACUCUCCCCACUUACGGAGACCAUAGACCACUGUGGCCGGUCUUCGGUGAAUACAAAUACGUUCCUCCACAAAGAUGGCUUCAUAACAUAGAGCAUGGAGCCGUUGUUAUGUUAUACCAUCCGUGUGCACAUCCGUUUAUGGUUAAUAGAUUACGUGCCAUUGUUCGAGGAUGUAUCCGUAAACACAUUAUAACACCAUACGUUCAUCUGGACCCUGAUCGCCCUCUUGCUUUGAUUUCUUGGGGCUGUUCCUUGAAAAUAAAUUAUGUCAAAAGACAAGAAAUUGUCAAUUUUAUAAGAACUACUGCGCUUCAUGGACCUGAAGGAAAGUACGCUAAAGAAGGGCAAUUCACCAAAAAUCUGAUUAAAAUUGCCACUGUACCAAAAGGAUCAAAUUAUAACGAUACUCAAUUAUGUCCAUUUUUUUAAUCUACCCAUCCAUCUUGCCUGACAAAAAUAUUUAAUAGCUUUUUUUGAAUCUUUUUUGAAUUUCUACAAUGUGAUCAAUUUUUGGGUGAAUAAUUGGGAAGGUGUGCCAUACGAAGCUUAAGAAUCUUCUCAUUCAUCAGUCCACACCAAAAGAGACUUUAAAAGUCACACAAGAAACUAUCCUGGAUGCAAAAGCAGGAAUGUUAAGGGAGACCAAAACCUUACAUGCUUAUUGUUGUGAUCUCAUGUAUUUCUCCAGUUUCGUGCUCUUUUACUAUUAAUUGUACAUCUAAAUAACGAGUCAACUGUGAAAGAUUUACUUAAUCAACAAUCAACUUAAAUAACCCAUUCCCAUAACAACUGUAAAAUUACGUGAAAACCUUGUGAUCACAAUCUAGUUUACCAAGUCAUUAAUAAUAGACCAAUGUCUUUCUAUCUUAUUAUAAUUCAACUGAUUCUCACAAUCCUUAUAUACAUCCCACUUUUCCACUAUUUUUCUCUAUCAACCUCUAUUUUUAACAAGAUGUGGUUAUGAGAAUCGUUAAUUAUUCAUUUGUACCCGCACUUUGAUGACUAAAUUAGCUCUAUUGUUUUGGUGAUCGAUAUAAACAUGUUGAUGAAUUU
Molecule: messenger RNA, 1779 nt
Organism: Tetranychus urticae (two-spotted spider mite)
Lineage: Eukaryota; Metazoa; Arthropoda; Arachnida; Trombidiformes; Tetranychidae
Source: RefSeq, a predicted model, not a curated record